UCGCUCGUGCCCCUGGUGCCGCCGCCGCCGCCGCCGGGGGGAGAAGAUGGCGGAGGGAGGCGCGGCGGAUCUGGAGACCCAGCGCUCGGACGUCGCGGCGCUGCUCAAAACCGCCCUGCGCAAGGGCGACACCUGGUAUUUAGUGGAUAGUCGCUGGUUCAAACAGUGGAAAAAAUAUGUUGGGUUUGACAGCUGGGACAAAUACCAGAUGGGAGAUCAGAAUGUGUACCCUGGUCCCAUUGAUAAUUCUGGACUUCUCAAAGAUGGUGACUCUCAGUCUCUCAAGGAGCAUCUUAUUGAUGAGCUGGACUACAUCCUUUUGCCAACUGAAGGCUGGAAUAAACUAGUUAGCUGGUACACACUGAUGGAAGGUCAGGAGCCAAUAGCACGCAAGGUGGUUGAACAGGGUAUGUUUGUAAAGCACUGCAAAGUAGAAGUCUAUCUAACAGAAUUAAAGCUGUGUGAAAAUGGAAACAUGAACAAUGUUGUGACACGAAGAUUUAGUAAAGCUGAUACGAUAGAUACAAUUGAAAAAGAGAUAAGAAAAAUCUUCAAUAUUCCAAAUGAAAAAGAGACCAGAUUGUGGAACAAAUACAUGAGUAAUACAUUUGAACCACUGAAUAAACCAGACAGUACCAUACAGGAUGCUGGUUUGUACCAGGGACAGGUACUAGUGAUAGAACAAAAAAAUGAAGAUGGAACAUGGCCACGAGGUCCUUCGACUCCUAAGUCCCCAGGUGCAUCCAAUUUUUCAGCUUUACCAAAGAUCUCUCCAUCUCUAUCAAAUAAUUAUAACAACAUCAACAACAGAAAUGUGAAAAAUUCAAACUAUUGCCUCCCAUCAUACACUGCUUAUAAGAACUAUGAUUACUCAGAGCCAGGAAGACACAAUGAGCAGCCUGGCCUCUGUGGCCUAAGUAACUUGGGAAAUACGUGUUUCAUGAACUCAGCAAUUCAGUGUCUGAGCAACACCCCUCCACUAACAGAAUACUUCCUAAAUGACAAAUAUCAGGACGAGCUAAAUUUUGACAAUCCUUUAGGAAUGCGAGGUGAAAUAGCAAAAGCUUAUGCAGAGCUCAUCAAACAAAUGUGGUCAGGAAAAUACAGCUAUGUCACACCAAGAGCAUUUAAGACACAAGUGGGACGAUUUGCACCUCAGUUUUCUGGAUAUCAGCAACAAGACUGUCAAGAACUUCUAGCUUUUCUCUUAGAUGGUUUACAUGAGGAUUUGAAUCGGAUUAGGAAAAAGCCUUAUAUUCAAUUAAAGGAUGCAGAUGGACGGCCGGACAAGGUGGUUGCUGAGGAAGCGUGGGAGAACCAUUUAAAAAGAAAUGAUUCCAUCAUUGUAGAUAUAUUUCAUGGUCUUUUUAAAUCCACCCUUGUUUGUCCUAAAUGCGCUAAGAUUUCUGUAACCUUUGAUCCCUUUUGUUACUUGACACUUCCAUUACCCAUGAAAAAAGAACGCACUUUGGAAGUUUAUUUAGUUAGAAUGGAUCCACUUACUAAACCUAUGCAGUACAAAGUAGUUGUUCCGAAAAUUGGAAAUAUACUGGACCUUUGCACAGCACUGUCAGCUUUAUCUGGUGUUGCUGCAGAUAAGAUGAUAGUUACUGAUAUAUACAAUCAUAGGUUCCACAGAAUAUUUGCUAUGGAUGAAAAUUUGGGUAGUAUUAUGGAACGCGAUGACAUCUAUGUAUUUGAAAUCGCUAUCAACAGAACAGAGGAUACAGAGCAAGUCAUAAUUCCUGUUUGUUUAAGAGAAAAGUAUAGACACACCAGUUACAGCCACCAUAGUGGUUCUUCACUGUUUGGUCAACCUUUUCUUAUAACAGUGCCUAGAAACAAUACUGAAGAUAAACUGUAUAACCUUCUGCUGUUGAGAAUGUGCCGAUAUGUGAAAACAUGUACUGAAAGUGAAGACACUGAAGGAUCCCUGCACUGCUGUAAGGACCAUGGUAUCAAUGGUAAUGGCCCAAAUGGAAUACAUGAAGAAGGAUCUCCAAGUGAAAUGGAGACAGAUGAACAAGAUGACGAAUCCAGCCAGGAUCAGGAACUUCCUUCAGAGAAUGAAAACAGCCAAUCAGAAGACUCAGUUGGAGGGGACAAUGAUUCUGAAAAUGGAUUGUGUACUGAGGAAACUUGCAAAGGUCAACUACUUACGGGACACAAAAAACGAUUGUUUACAUUCCAGUUCAACAAUUUUGGUAGUACUGACACCAACUAUAUCAAAGAUGAUACCAGACAUAUUAGAUUUGAUGAUAGGCAACUUAGGCUUGAUGAAAGAUCUUUUCUUGCUUUGGAUUGGGAUCCUGAAAUGAAAAAAAGAUACUUUGAUGAUAAUGCAGCAGAGGAUUUUGAAAAACAUGAAAGUGUGGAAUAUAAACCUCCAAAAAGGCCCUUUGUGAAAUUGAAAGAGUGCAUUGAACUAUUUACAACAAAGGAGAAACUAGGUGCUGAAGAUCCAUGGUAAGAGCAAAAAUGAAACUUGAUGUGCUGAACUAGUUCUGUAGACAGUGUGUUUCAAACUUUGUCCAUGGAGCACUUGCUGAUGAGGUGCAGAUUGGUCACAUGGUACUUGCAGUCCUUAUUUCCACGUGCUGAACUUCAUGAAAACACAGCUAAAGAUACGUUAAAUAUUUUCUUUACUAUGUAAACAAUUGCUGUAACUGCUACAGGUAUGUUAUAUGAUUGCAUAUGGGAAGGGAUACAGUCCAUUGUAGCAUGAAUAGGAAGGGAGCUGGUCUGCAUGAAACAAUUCGAGAACCACUCCUGUACGGAUUUGUACUGAAGUGAUUAAAAUGAGUAUGAUUCUAGCUGAGAUUGAAAAGUUUGUCUACACAAACGUGUAGUGUUCUACACAAAGUGUUCUACACAAACACUUUGUGUUUAUAUUUAUAUAUGAAAAGCUUUGUUCACUUAAAAAUUUCCAUUAGCAUGAGAGAUUCUACUUGUUCUAGUGAUGUCUCUGCAACUGGUAGAAUAUUUCAGACCAGUUGGACUUUUUAAAUGUGCCAGCUGUGUAGUAUUUUUGAAUUUUCAAACCAACAUGUAUAUUGUAAACUGCUGUUCUUCUAUAAGGACAUCUGAAUAUUCUCAGUUGAGAUGUUCCCUCAGUACCAAUGAGCUUUGGGGAUCUUUUAGAAAGCUGUACCCAUUGGAACCUCAUGAGAGCCUCUUCACAGCACCAGAUGUUCAAGAGGCUCUGCAGGUGGACACCUAAUUCCUUCCUUCCUUCCUUUCUGCAGCUAGCUUCACUCUGUAAGCAGAGAACCUUCCUUAUUUUUUUUUAAACCCCAAAUCUCCUGUUAGUUUGUUGUUGUUGUUUGGAUUGUGUUCAGGUAUAGUUUCUAGAUCAAUGUGCAGUUUGAAUUCCAGGCAGACUCUGUUCCAGGGCGUCCUGUCCAAUUCAGAAGAUCCAGAUGAGAGGGGGGAAAAAAAAACAUUUUAAAGCAGUCUAUUUGACACCCCUCCACCUUUUGGAAUCAAAUAUACAUAUUUGCUGCCUGACCUGCCGCACGUACGGCUAUUUUCCAGCCUGUUGCUCAGCAUGUAAGGCUCAAACUAAGGAGGACAGGCACUCUCUAUUUUAGGACUUUCUUACAGUGGUGGCCUUACACAUCAGACCCUGGGAUCUGUCCUUUGAUCGGGACUUGUCCUGGACCCAUGCAGAACAAGAAUAGAUUUUCACUGGAUUUGAAGCAGUCCGAAGUGAGGGGAAAUAAGCUUUUGGUGCUCUGAUCCUCAGUUUCAUCAUAAAAUAUCAGGGUUGGAAGGGACCUCAGGAGGUCAUCUAGUUCA
This is a messenger RNA of Chelonoidis abingdonii (Abingdon island giant tortoise), 3798 nucleotides long. RefSeq names its product ubiquitin specific peptidase 15 (gene USP15). NCBI's taxonomy places the organism in Eukaryota, Metazoa, Chordata, Testudines, Testudinidae. Gene Ontology annotation, cellular component: nucleus. The record is from RefSeq and is a predicted model, not a curated record. Gene Ontology annotation, molecular function: cysteine-type deubiquitinase activity. Gene Ontology annotation, biological process: protein deubiquitination.